GUGAAACCAAAACCAAUAAGCUUUCCCGAUGCAGCUAGAAGCAGACGCGGAACGUUCGCGCUCCAACCACCCAAGGGCAAGCCAUCUGCCCUCAGCCAAACCGCGCACAGCACCGCCAGCCCAGAACCUCAACCGCAUGCCCUGCCCUUCUCCCGCCAACAUCACGAUCCCUCACGUGCAACCGGCACCUACCAGACGCUCUACGCUUACGCUUGAGUGCGGAAUGAGCUGCGGCCCCAGCGAAGAUGAAGGCUGCUCCGCUUCUGGUGUCCUGGCACAACGAGAACGCCCCCAUCUACUCGGCUCACUUUGAGCCACACGGCAAGGGACGUCUGGCAACAGCGGGCGGUGACAAUAACGUGCGGCUCUGGAACGUCGAGGCGCAUGGCGAGGAACGCACCGUCACCUAUCUGUCGACUCUGGCCAAGCACACUCAGGCCGUCAACGUGGUGCGAUGGUGUCCACGGGGCGAGAUGCUCGCGAGCGCCGGCGACGAUGGCAACGUGCUGCUCUGGGUCCCCGCUGAGAAGCAGACGGCGCACAACUUGGACGAGGGCCUCGAAGACAAGGAGACAUGGCGAGUCAAGGCCAUGUGCAGGUCCAUUGGCUCCGAGAUCUACGACCUGGCCUGGUCCCCUGACGGCGUCUUCUUCAUCACAGGCAGCAUGGACAACAUUGCCCGCAUCUACAACGCUCAAACUGGAAGCAUCGUGCGGCAGAUUGCCGAGCACAACCACUACGUCCAGGGCGUUGCCUGGGACCCCAUGAACGAAUAUAUUGCAACCCAGUCGUCCGACCGCUCCGUCCACAUCUACACACUGAAGAACAAGGACGGCCACUUCUCGCUGGCCCAGCACAGCAAGGUCACCAAGAUGGACCUGCCCGCCCGGCGCGUUUCUUCGAACAGCCCUGCGCCCCCAGACUUCGGCGGCCGCGCCUUUGCCGCUGAUGCUGCCAUGGCAAUCGGCUCGCCCGUGCCGUCGAUGCCCGGCACGCCCCAGUCGCUGGCCCUUCCCACGAUGCAUCCGCCGCCAACCUCACACAGCCGUCGUUCGUCCUUCGGCUCCUCUCCAUCCAUGCGCCGCUCCGCCUCGCCCGCUCCGUCCAUGCCCUUACCCGCCGUCAUGCCAAACUCCCCUAGCAUUGGCAGCAUCGGCACCAUGGGCCUUCGCAACGCCCCCCUCUACUUCAACGAGACCUUGACCUCCUUCUUCCGACGUCUUACAUUUGCCCCGGACGGCAGCUUGUUGUUCACACCGGCAGGCCAAUACAAGGCCAUGCAUGCGUCCGUUGCUGAAGCCAAGUCAGGCGACGACAUCACGAAUACAGUCUACAUAUAUACCCGGGCCGGCCUUAACAAGCCACCCGUCGCCUAUCUGCCUGGCCACAAGAAGCCCUCGGUCGCCGUUCGUUGCUCGCCCGUCUACUAUACCCUACGCCAGUCUGUCCCACCCACCAGGCACAUCACCAUCGAUACUUCAAACAUGGACGAUGAAAUUCCUUCUCUGCCUGAUCCAAUCAUGCCCUCCAAGCCCCCUACGUCGCAUUCAUCCAUGGACCCCCCGCCCAUCACGAGUGCGCCAUCUCCUUCGCCAAGUCUAUCAGCGCCGUCGCCUAAGCCCGCCGAAGGCGAAGCAUCCGCUCAAUCCGGCCUGCCCCCCGGGCCUCCGUCUGCCUUUACACUGCCUUAUCGCAUGAUGUAUGCUGUCGCAACACAAGACGCUAUCCACAUCUACGAUACGCAGCAACAGAAGCCCCUAUGCAUAGUCAGCAACUUGCACUUUGCCACCUUUACAGACAUUACCUGGUCGAAUGACGGCUCCAUGCUGCUGAUGACCUCGUCGGAUGGCUUUUGCUCAUCCAUCACAUUUGCUCCUGGCGAACUUGGCGACAAGUACACGGGUCCAUUAGCUGUUCAUAGUCGACCACAGCAGACACCUGCUGCCAUCAACACCACGGGGGGGCACACAUCAAACAACUCUACCCCGACUCCUACACCAACAACCGGAGCCAUGCCAGGCACCACAACGACUACUGCACCACCGAUGCAGAGGCAACCCUCUGCAGGCUUCCCGGCCUCUCCGAGCUCUUUUGUUCCCGCAAGGCCUGGUAGUCCCACAAGAAGCAAUUCAGUAUCCAGUAUUGCUACUGCUUCAUCCUUUGCCCCCGGUGCAGGCGACCAAAGCAACAUGAACGCCCCAACGCCGGCUAUGUCAUCAGUCCCUAGUAUUGCUGCUGCCAAUUCUGGACCUGUACCGAUGUGGACGCCGCCUCUGACCCCAGCUCACGGCCAGGGCACGACGCACAGUGCGAGUAGCUCGGUCAGUGGUAUACCAAGCACUACCCACAUUGGGCGAAGAGAAAGCGAAAUGAGCGAGUCAGACCGCGAGGAUGCAUCUUCGACUUCGAAGAAACGAGACUUGUAUGCUAUGCCGGAAGUCGAUGUAGAUGCGCGAGAGAGUAAGCGACGAAGGAUUACACCAACACCGGUCACGAUGGUGGCGGAAGAUGACAGCGCUAUUGCCAGCACUGAAGAGAGUACUCCAACGCAAACACCCGGGCAGUAGGAGCUAUUGCAUGGGGUCCUCUUUUUUCCGAUGCAUUUCAUCAUUGUGUAUACUUUGUCUCCAGCAUGGCGUUUAGGAUACCAGGGCUAUAUUCACGGCGAUAUCAUGUACAAAUUCCUUUCUUUUCUGGCUGAUGCUGUAAUAGUGGGGCGCCAUCAUGAUUAUAUCACAACUCUCACUGCACGAAGGUGCAUAUAGUCGUGCUCCACAACGUAGGUUACAGUCAAGUCAAUACAUAUACAUUGUAGAUAGAAAGACCUAAACUUAUCUUCCUAGGCGGCCCAGUUGGUGUUGCAGAGUUCACACUACUGAGGGCAUCUUUGUGCUCAGAGACGUUGCGCACGACUCUAAAAAACUCGACGACCGAUUCGACGGGACGUCUUUGUGCUCGUUCGCACCUUCCCACGUUGGUAUCGCCCGGACCACAACCCAAGAAUUUCCAAGAGCGAUCGGCUCAGCUUACAC
Alternaria rosae is the source of this 3032-nucleotide messenger RNA. Its product is annotated as WD40-repeat-containing domain protein. The transcript has 5 exons. The record is from RefSeq and is a predicted model, not a curated record. Gene Ontology annotation, molecular function: protein binding. Gene Ontology annotation, cellular component: CAF-1 complex; nucleus. NCBI's taxonomy places the organism in Eukaryota, Fungi, Ascomycota, Dothideomycetes, Pleosporales, Pleosporaceae. Bases 246 to 2567 code for a protein of 773 amino acids. Gene Ontology annotation, biological process: DNA replication-dependent chromatin assembly; nucleosome assembly.